Mytilinidion resinicola is the source of this 1209-nucleotide messenger RNA. RefSeq lists its product as uncharacterized. The coding region runs from base 1 to 1209 and encodes 402 amino acids. The record is from RefSeq and is a predicted model, not a curated record. The transcript is spliced from 2 exons. Lineage: Eukaryota; Fungi; Ascomycota; Dothideomycetes; Mytilinidiales; Mytilinidiaceae.
AUGCAGACUACCCAGUAUCGAGCCGAGUCUAUGGGCUCGAUUGUUCUACGCCAGUUUUCGAAAGCCAUCUUCAUCAAACUCCCCAAAGCCGUCAUCACCUUUCCCUACUAUGCUGUCUCCUAUAUGUCUAAGUACUCCGUCAAGACUGUGCAGAGAUGGCGUGCCCCCGACUCUCGCCCUUCCAUAGCCAUUGGCCCACCAGGAAUUCUUCCAAGCCCGACACCACUCCCGAGGAAACGUCCACGUGCUCUAUCUCUUCCAACAUCACCAGAAGAUCCGACGAAAGGAACAAUCGCCACCUUUCUCGGCAUCAAACCCAAAGACCCGAGACAGCACACAAGUCCCCAGAGCGGCUGCUCCCUGCUCACCAAACUUCCACUCGAGCUCCGUCUCCACAUCUGGACCCUAGUCGUCGGCGGGCAGAGGCUGCACAUCAUUCCGUCUCUCGUUCCCAGCUUGACCCGCCCGCCGCGCUACACGUUGAUAGAUCCAGGCGUAUUCUACCGGCUCGAUCACGAACGCUGCAAGUGGGAAGAGGACGACUGGGUGGGGUCGCCAUUCGCAAGAAACGCGCACUCCGCGUGUGCUAUCUGGGUCACGGAUGGCGGGCAGCUGUAUUUCAAUGCACCCAGGGUACUAUUACAGGGUCAUGGGCCGUAUGAAGAGGAAGAGUAUCGGUAUCUGAGGUGGUGGGUGCGGAAGAACAGGAUUUUGGCGCUGACGAAGACGUGUCGGCAGAUCUACACUGAAGCAGCACCCCUCCUCUACAAAACCAAUACCUUCGACUUCCGCAACCUUGAUGUGCUCCUCGCCUUUCCCACCACCAUCCUCCCGGACCGCUUCCAACUCAUCCGUAGCCUCACGCUGCAGUUCACCUUCAUGCUCGCCCGGGCCCACCGGCCCUUUCAAGCCCGCUCCGCGCACGGCAAAGCGCAGAAAGACUUGGAGGACUGGCAGAAAGCGUGCGCACUGCUUGCAAAGAUGAAGAAUCUACGUGAUGUGGCAGUGCUGCUGGGUGACCGGAGGGAGCAGCAGCCCGGCGAAGACUGGAAGCGUGCGGCGUUGGAGGCGCUGGGGAAGGUGAGGGUCGAUGGAAGGUUUGUCGCAAGGCUGACGUGGGUGGAGACGGAGUGGGAGAAGGAGGCGGUCGGGCAGGGUGCCUUGCCGUUUGAGAUUCGGAGGGACUUCAUUGAUCAGUUGAGACGUUGA